Molecule: messenger RNA, 2685 nt
Organism: Oppia nitens
Lineage: Eukaryota; Metazoa; Arthropoda; Arachnida; Sarcoptiformes; Oppiidae
Product: general transcription factor 3C polypeptide 3-like
Exons: 1
Coding region: 15-2681 (888 amino acids)
Biological process (GO): transcription by RNA polymerase III
Cellular component (GO): transcription factor TFIIIC complex
Molecular function (GO): protein binding
Source: RefSeq, a predicted model, not a curated record
AUAAAUGCUUAGAAAUGACGGACAAGACGUCAAAAGCCAGCGAUUUAUUGGAAAAUUUGUUGUCCGGCGGACACAUCACUUCGGAACAGUGGCAGACAUAUAAACAAAUCAGAUCUGGAGAUCUCAUCUGUAGUGACAGUGACGGACACUCCAGUGAUGAGUCCGAAGACAAUACACAAGUGGACACAACUUCUACUUCUAGUUAUCUGCCGAUUGCCAGCACAUCGACCAAUCCUUCGGUUCAAAUCGAGGAAACUUCAGAAUCGGGUCCAACCAAAUGGGAUUCAAAUUUGACCGUUAGAUAUAUUGAUGGAAAAAUUAGUUUUAAUGAGUUGGCGGAUAUCAUGGAGAAGACAGAAGGAGAUGAUAUCAGUAGAAAAGAUUCUGUUGGAACCAUUACUCAGACAUCUAGUGAAUCAAAGGGCAAGAAAAAGAAGUCGAAAAUUAAUAAAGAUUUAGAAAUGACACUCAAAUCAAGUUCUGGAACUCGUCCGCGAAGACGACUUCCCCGUGAUUUACAGGGAUUGGUCGGUGAGGCCAAUAUGAUGUUGGCUCGCGGCAACCACGACGAGGCUAUCAAAAUGGCACUCGAAGUUGUUCGACAAUCACCAGAUUGUGCCGAACCAUUCCAAUCAUUGGCUAUGAUCUAUGAAGAAAUGGGCGAUGAUAUCAAAACUUUUCAAUAUUUACUGAUUGCCGCAUAUUUGUGUCCUUCAGAUGGUGAUGGAUGGGUUAAAGUAGCAGAAAUGGCGUCUGAUUUGGGCUUUUGUAAGCUUGCGAUCAGUUGUUAUACAAAAGCUAUUAAGAUAUUUCCUAAUAAUAUAAAACUGCAUUUCGAGAGGUGUCAGCUCUACGAGAAAGUUGGAGACAUGAAGAAGGCUUUGGAAGCGUAUGAGAAUCUUAUGAAAGCCCUUCAACCAAAUGAUGGAGAAUUGGCACUUCAAUUGGCUAAAGAUAUUGUCAAAAUUCAAUACAAUAACGGAAACAUAUCAUCAGCUAUUGAAGUGAUGGAAACAGCACUAGAAAAGCACAACUCAUUUGUUACAUCUGAAGAAGUUAAUGUCUAUAUUGAACUAUUGAUAACUAAUGAACAAUAUAUCAUCGCUUUGUUGGCAUUUAAGAAGUACUGUGGUCUCAAAAUAUUGAGUUCAGGAAUUGAAAUCAAUGAUUUAACUAAUGAUAUUAUCACCAAAUGUGAUCUAACCAUACAUCUCAUGUAUUUAGUGCUUCCUAUUGACUUAAGAUCUAAACUAAUUGUCACAUUAAUAAAUCUUCGAUGUCUACUCUCAAUCAAUGACUUACUCCAAGAACUAUUAAUAGAAAGUGCUGAAGAAAUUGGUGAUUUAUAUUUGGAUAUUGUCGACGCUUUUAUUAAAAUGGAUUUACACGAAAAAGCAAAACUAAUGCUUCAAAAACUGGUCGACACUGAGACUUAUAAUGAGGCCUCAGUUUGGAUGCGAUUCGCUGAAUGUCUUGAAAAGACCAAAGAAAUAGAAGCAGCGAUUAUCGCAUUUUCAACGGUUGUAAGACUGGCACCAAACCAUUUUGAGGCCCGAUUAAGACUAUCAACCCUUUUGUUAAGUGUCGGCAAAGAGAAGGAAGCGCUUGAAAUUGCGAGUCAAUCGGAAAGUGAGUCUCAAAUUGAUUUGGAUUUACUUGAAAUGCGGUGCCGUUUACUGUACUCACAAAAGUUUUGGACUGAAUUCACAAAGUCUGCCCUUAUUUUGUUGACCAGUGAUAUGAUAUAUUUAAAGCAUAAUAAAGAGAUUUCAACAAUGAUUACUUCAACUUCGUAUAGAACUCGUAUGGAAUCGUUGCGUGAUAUUCAUAAAGACUUGGGUUUGUCUGAAGAUUCACAAUUUCAUCGUUAUAUUGGCAAUAGUAUUGAUCCAGAAGAAUGGAUUGAAAUCUUCGUUAAAUUAUUAAAUGUUUUGCUAUAUAAAGUCAAAGACUAUAACGAAGCCAUAAGAAUAGUAUUUUCCGGCUAUACAUCUAGUGUUAUGUCCACCAAACAGGAUCUCAUUAAUUAUUAUUCACUCAUGUGUUGCUUUAUCUCGAAGAAUAUGCUUUACACAUAUCCAUUGAUAAAGGCGUUGAUCUUUCGUAAUAUAGAUAACAAUCAAAUCUGGAAUAUCUUCUGUCCGGUUAUGUCUCAGUUUUAUCAAGACUUAAGACACAAUCGGUUCUGUAUUCGUCUAUUUAUCAAAAAUCCUGAUAACAUAGCAUUAGCUUAUUUUAAUGGACACAAUGCCCUCAUGAGCGGUAGCUAUAAGCACGCAUUAGCCGAAUAUGUGGCCAUUUUGAAACAGUGUCCUAAAGAUUCUUUGGCUGCAUUUUCGGUGAGUCUGGCUUUUGUUCACUUGGCCUCACAGAAGUUCACAAGUAAUCGGCAUUCAAUUGUCAUUCAAAUGUGUGCUUUUCUUGAUCUAUAUCUUCAAUUGAGAGGUGAAUGUCAAGAGUCGUUAUACAACUGCGGACGUGCUUUCCAUCAGUUGGGACUCCUUAACAAUGCCGUCCACUUCUAUAGACGAGCUCUUGAUUGCGAUACUCAGAUCAACGCCAAAAAUAAACACAUUUUUAAUUUAAAACGAGAAAUUGCUUACAAUCUGUCACUUAUAUACCGUCACUCGGGUGCCAAUGAUAUGGCAUUACUUAUAUUAAGACAACACUUUGUUGUAUAAAAUU